Molecule: messenger RNA, 1932 nt
Organism: Phytomonas sp. Hart1
Lineage: Eukaryota; Euglenozoa; Kinetoplastea; Trypanosomatida; Trypanosomatidae
Source: the annotation of a GenBank genome assembly
GAAAUUAAUAGUGAAAAAAGUAUUAUUUUCAAUAUGGUAACUAUUAAAGAUCUUUCGCCUAUUGCAUUGGAAAAACUUGAGACAUUCUCAAAGUCAUUAAUCAACAUAGAAGAUGAAAGUGAAGAAAAGAUGAACCAGAUAUCUCUCGCCUAUCGAGUGAGGAUGGAGCCACUUUUUGAAAAGCGACAUCAGACAUUAUCAACUGUUGAGGGCUUUUGGUCUGGAGUUUUUUCGUCACACGAAACAGCAUUACACACAUUCAUGAACAGCACCAUUGAUCCAAAGAUUAUUCGUACAAUCAUAGAUUUUAAAGUAGUUUCUACAGUAAAGGAUAACAAACUUAUACGGAAAGUUUGUUUAGUAUUACGGGGAAGCAUAUUUGCUGAUGGUGGGACAAUCAGCCGUGAAAUCGACACCGAUACGAACACUCUUUCUAUUCAGCCUAUUCACUGGAAAGAAGGUACCGACCGAGCUCGUAAAGAUUCCCUUUUCCGUUUCUUUGAAGAAAACACCAAGGUUGACAUGGAAUUUCUUUCAGAUGCACUGGAAGCAUUUGAUAAUGUUUUUCAAAAUCCCUUUCUUGCUGUUGAAAAAGAUUAAGGUGAUUCUAUUCUAAAUACUAUAGUGGAGGUCAUAUAAUUAUUACUCUUAACAUCAUUCCAUAAAGCUAAGGUUAAUAUGUAUGAUACUUCUCAUUAUUUACUUCAUUUAGAGGAAUAUGACACUUGAUAAAAUCAUGCAUGUUUUUUACAGAUUUUUGUCCACUGGCCUCUUUUUUUUGUUUAUGAUAUUCAUUUAUUAAUUUCCCCUAGAAGUAUUGACAAGAAUCUUCAUGAAUUCUGAAAUUGUCUGAUGAAGAGCAUAAACAAGUUGUUUUUCACUCCAAGAAAACUUAUUUAAAAAGUUUAACUUAAGAUACUCUUGUGAAUAUUUGACAUAUUCCAAUGAGCUACUACUCUAUUCUCUUAUAUGAUGAUUUGAGUUAACAGUGAUGUUUUUUUGAACGGUAUACUUCAUCACAUAGGCUUGAAAAACACUCUUUGGAAUCUAGUGAUUAGCUUUAUGAUGUGACACAAUUAAAUAAUAAAGUGGCGUGAAAACAUCACAAUAUACUUUACACAUCGGAUGAGUCUAAUUAGAAGUGUAUUUUGGAGUUGGAUGAAAAUGAUAUUGCGUUAGAAAAUAAAAUAAAGCUGAAGUUGAAGUUUGAGGGUAUAUAGGAUCAAAACCGAUGAAUUAAGUAUCCCUUGAGUUUAGUAAGGUGAGCUAGGAAUGAUUUACUUAUUUUAUUCAGGAUUAAUUUUUGGAAAGAGUGAUUUUAAAAUAUUAAAGAGGAUUAACACUCCUGAGGUUAUUUUAUAUAUUCAAUGAAGGAAAGUACAAGGACUUAUUCCUAGUAAAAAGUUGCGCACUGCUAAACCAGAUUCUAUCAGUUCAGAAUUUCGAUCUAUGGAAAGUGAAUGAAACGACGAGCCACUACGAAUCAAUGAUCAGUAGACUUUAUGUGAGCAAGAUGUUGUGCCCUUGAUUAGUCAUGGAUUUAAUAUACAUAUUGUUGCGUGAUGUGUUUAUGAUUUGCUUCUUUUUUAGCUACCAGCAUUUUUACUUGCAAGCGUGAUAAAACAUACUCAUUCCACACUUAGUUCAUAGUGAGUUUAAUACAGUGCUUUAAUUUCAUUUUAAAUCCUUAUUGACAACAGAGCAAUAAACUGAUGAACGAAGGUUUUGAUAGUUGACUUAUAAUGACAAUAUUUAGUGUUUUACUUGAAGUAACUUGUCUUUAUUCAUUAGUCAAAAAAUUAGGACGCUUUGUGUAAUGGAAGAAUGAACUAAGGGGAAGGGGAGUAGUCAUAUUAUUAAAUUAACUUCUCUCCUUAUUGAACACACACACACAAAAAAAAACAAUUCCCUUUCUCAGUUACAAUACUAAAU